AUGCCAGCACUGCGAAAGAUGCCAGCACUUGUGUCGUAUAGUAAAUUGGAAGAAACAAUUUCGUCAUCUGCACGUGCAGCAAGUGCAGGCUACAGUGCAUCUGUUUCAACAGUGGAAGUGCAGCAAAUUAUUACAAAGUCAUUGUCGAGACAUCGUCGAGACAUUGUCGUGACGCUCUGGAUCUAGUCUCGCUGACAAGUCACGCUUUGGUCAUUGUACUUUUGAAUUUUUGGAAGUUCUCUUGUUCUGUGACGGCCCAAGACUGGAUCUCUUCGGAGACGCUUUAAAAUUUCUUGAGAAGUCCCCGGGCGAUGCGAGCGUAGUCGCCGUGAACGGGCGCUCCGUGCCCAACCGCCCGGCGACGGCGCCCCGCAGUGUCCCCGUCGCCGCCGCCCCCGAGCCGGUGAAGCCGGCGGC
Molecule: messenger RNA, 417 nt
Organism: Gryllus bimaculatus (two-spotted cricket)
Lineage: Eukaryota; Metazoa; Arthropoda; Insecta; Orthoptera; Gryllidae
Source: the annotation of a GenBank genome assembly